Molecule: messenger RNA, 849 nt
Organism: Exophiala mesophila
Lineage: Eukaryota; Fungi; Ascomycota; Eurotiomycetes; Chaetothyriales; Herpotrichiellaceae
Exons: 5
Coding region: 1-849 (282 amino acids)
Source: RefSeq, a predicted model, not a curated record
AUGUCCAGUACUGUUGGUAUUUCCUUGUCCUUAUCACGCAUAACUGGGAGAAGAUCUUUGCAAGCGUUUAAUUUGAACAGGCAUAGACUGUCUUCAGCUACAAUGAGUACAAGCAUGACAACCAAAAGCCAUGACUUACAGGAUAAGCUUCAGUUCUUACACAACUUCUCGGCUUGUGAUGUUUCGGAUGCCCUGCUCAAGCUGCAGAAGUUGCCAUCUGGGCAGGUAGCCAGAGCCGGUCAUCUGGCUGAUAUUGCACCAUUUGCUUCGUUCUCGUUUACUAGAUCUGAACAUGCAAAUACGCAGAAGGUCAUUGCACCAGCAUCCACACUGAAAUUGGUCCCUAAAGCAGCUGUUCCAGAGGAAAAGCCAGCGACUGAAAACACGGUCCCCAAGGGAAGUCACUGGGUUGACAUGACGGAAGCUGGAACCAUCGUCGUCAUUGAACAACCACCAGGACAAAAGUGUGCUGCUGUUGGUGGCAUCAUGGCACAAAGAAUGAAAGUCCGACAAGUGGCCGGAUGUGUGGUGGGUGGUCGUGUACGGGACUUUGCAGAACUGACAGACUCUGGCCUUGCAAUUUAUGCCCAGGGCCGAUCAACUGUUGGCACCAAUGCUGAGUCAGUAGUUUACGCACGGAAUGUUCCCGUGAGCAUAACCGGAGUAUCAGUUGUACCAGGUGAUAUCGUCUUUUUGGAUCCUGAUGAAGGUGCUGUUGUUAUUCCUCAACAGCUGCUGGAUGAAACCAUCUCGCUGAUGCCCACGUUGGUGGCGGCGGACGACAAGGUGAAAGAAGCGGUGGUUCAAGGCUUGACAGUCGCCGAGGCCUUCAAGAAGUUCCGUGGGUAA